This is a messenger RNA of Hippocampus zosterae (dwarf seahorse), 2099 nucleotides long. RefSeq names its product heat shock 70 kDa protein 1. The coding region runs from base 153 to 2072 and encodes 639 amino acids. Gene Ontology annotation, biological process: cellular response to unfolded protein; protein refolding. Lineage: Eukaryota; Metazoa; Chordata; Actinopteri; Syngnathiformes; Syngnathidae. The record is from RefSeq and is a predicted model, not a curated record. Gene Ontology annotation, cellular component: blood microparticle; vesicle; cytoplasm. Gene Ontology annotation, molecular function: ATP hydrolysis activity; ATP-dependent protein folding chaperone; ubiquitin protein ligase binding. The transcript has 2 exons.
CCGAGAAGCUCACCGAGAAGCUCACCGAGAAGCUCACCGAGAAGCUCACCGAGAAGCUCACCGAGAAGCUCACCGAGAAGCUCACCGAGAAGCUCACCAAGAAGCUCACAGUGCACUUGAAGUACCAACAUCUUGACCGUCAGGCAAAGGAAAUGGCGUCAGCGAAAGGCGUCGCCAUCGGCAUCGACCUGGGCACCACGUACUCCUGCGUGGGCGUUUUCCAGCACGGCAAGGUGGAGAUCAUCGCCAACGACCAGGGCAACAGAACCACGCCCAGCUACGUGGCGUUCACCGACACGGAGAGGCUCAUCGGCGACGCCGCCAAGAACCAGGUGGCGUUGAACCCGAGCAACACGGUGUUUGACGCCAAGAGACUGAUCGGAAGGAGGUUCGACGAUCCGGUGGUGCAAGCGGACACCAAGCACUGGCCCUUCAAGGUGGUGGCCGACGGAGGCAAGGCCAAAAUCCAAGUGCAGCACAAAGGGGAGGAGAAGGCCUUCUACCCAGAGGAGAUCUCCUCCAUGGUGCUGGUGAAAAUGAAGGAGACGGCCGAAGCCUACCUGGGUCAACGGGUGUCCAGCGCCGUGGUAACGGUCCCCGCCUACUUUAACGACUCCCAGCGGCAGGCCACCAAGGACGCGGGCGUCAUCGCCGGACUGAACAUCCUCAGGAUCAUCAACGAGCCCACGGCGGCGGCCAUCGCUUACGGUCUGGACAAAGGCCAGUCGGGAGAGCGCAACAUCCUCAUCUUCGACCUGGGCGGCGGCACCUUCGACGUGUCCGUCCUGACCAUCGAGGGCGGCAUCUUCGAGGUCAAAGCCACCGCCGGGGACACGCAUCUGGGCGGAGAGGACUUUGACAACCGCAUGGUGGAGCACUUUGUGGCCGAGUUCAAGAGGAAGCACAAGAAGGACAUCGGCCAGAACAAGAGGGCCUUGAGGAGGCUGCGCACCGCCUGCGAGAGGGCCAAGCGGACGCUGUCCUCCAGCUCCCAGGCCAGCGUGGAGAUCGACUCCCUCUUUGAGGGCCUGGACUUCUACACCGCCAUCACCAGGGCUCGCUUUGAGGAGCUGUGCUCCGACCUGUUCAGGGCCACUCUGGAGCCGGUGGAGAAGGCCCUGAGGGACGCCAAGAUGGACAAGGGCCAGAUCCACGACGUGGUUCUCGUCGGCGGCUCCACGCGGAUCCCCAGAAUCCAGAAGCUCCUGGGGGACUUUUUCAACGGCAAAGAGCUGAAUAAGAGCAUCAACCCCGACGAGGCGGUGGCUUACGGCGCGGCCGUCCAGGCCGCCGUCCUCACGGGGGACACCUCGGCCAACGUCCAGGACCUGCUGCUGCUCGACGUGGCGCCGCUGUCGCUGGGCAUCGAGACCGCCGGAGGAGUCAUGACGCCGCUCGUCAAACGCAACACCACCAUUCCCACCAAGCAAACGCAAAUCUUCAGCACCUACGCCGACAACCAGCCCGGCGUCCUCGUCCGGGUCUUUGAGGGCGAGAGGGCCAUGACCGUGGACAACAACCUCCUGGGAAAGUUUGAGCUGAGCGGAAUCCCGCCGGCUCCGCGAGGCGUGCCGCAGAUCGAGGUCACCUUCGACCUGGACGCCAACGGCAUCUUGAACGUGUCGGCGGUGGACAAGAGCACCGGCAAGGAGAACAAAAUCACCAUAACCAACGACAAAGGCCGUCUGAGCAAGGAGGAGAUCGACAAGAUGGUGGACGACGCCCAAAAGUACAAAGCCGAGGACGACCUGCAGCGCGACAAGAUCGCCGCCAAGAACGCUUUGGAGUCGUACGCCUUCCACGUGAAGAGCAGCGUCCAGGAUGACAAGCUGGCGGCCAAGUUGAGCGAGGAGGAUCGCAAGACUCUGACGGACAAGUGUGACCAGACCCUCAGCUGGCUGGACAACAACCAGCUGGCUGACACGGACGAGUUCCAGCACAAGCGGAAGGAGCUGGAACGAGUGUGUCAGCCAAUCAUCGGCAAGCUGUAUCAGGGGGCGGGGCCUGCGGGAAGCUGCGGGGCGCAGGCCAGGGCUGGCGCCCAGGGGCCCACCGUUGAAGAGGUGGACUGAGCGCCUCGGUCGCCUCUCGGACUCCAA